CAGUAGGAUGUUUUCCAGGGGAUGUGAGGACAGGCACUACAGCUUCCCGUGGCUGAUGUAACCCCCCCUGAGGACCCUCGCUGAAGACGUUUCUGUGUGGAGUGCUGGACGGGAGGUUGAGAAAGAAAGUGGCAUAAUUGUCGGCUCCAUCGAUUUCCCCCUAAGAAGGGUCCAGUGGCACCCCGCCCUGCCCCGCAGAUGGUGCUCAGCCUGGCCAUGGACUCCAGAGAGGAUGGGGACAGCUGGAUGGAGGAACAGUGGGAGAAAUGGUUAACGCAUGACAUCAGUCUGAAUGAAUACGAGGAUGAUGACCUGUCAGAAGUAACAGAAAUCACGGAUGAGAACGGAAUCACUCUCAACCACCUCGACCUCGACCCUAAAGAUCACAUGACCCAGCCGACCAAUGGUACGCCGAGGAGCGGCCGGAGGAGGGGGGUGGUGGAGCUGCAGACGGAGAUGCUCCACUUGGACCUGAUUGAUGCAGAGGGAGGAAUCCAGGAAGAAGAGGAGGAAGAGGAGGACGAGAGGCGGCCGGUUGAUGCCGUCGAUGACAACCACAAGGAAGAGCAGGGCGCAGGGCUGCCUGUCACUCAGCCUCAGCUAAAGGAUUUUAUCCCUGCCGUCGUCAUGGAUACCUACCGGCCCAAGAGACCCACCACCCUGGAUCUUUUCCCUCAAGUGCCAAGGACUCAGGACACAAUAAAUAACAAUUCCUUUGGUGAGAAAGAACGAAGGAAAGAAAAGAAAACCCGUUCUUCAUCACCACACAUUAAGGGAGAUCCAGCGGCCAAACCCGAGCAGGUUAGCCAGACCGAUGGGGACAAAGUUCAGGCCAGGGCUGACACCAAACCACGAGGCCCUGCCUCCUCCACGAAUAAAGCCUCAGCCGUUCGCACCAAGCAGCAGGACAAGUUGAACAACCCCAAAGUGGUGGCGCCCCUCACAAAGGCAGUCAUGAGGGAAAAAUCCACGGAAGUGACCCUCAUAGAGGGUGUCCUUGACAUGCCGAUCCUUUGCAAGGAAAAAGCCCGGUAUCACACCGUCAAUGGCUAUCGGGAACAAGUGCAGUAUCCUGUGGAGAAUGAAGAUACGUGUGACCAGUCGGUCGACAAAAACAAGGACUAUCGCAUUUCCGAAGGAAAUGCCACUGAGGAGAUCCACCUCACGCCGGUUAACGGGGAGCAGGAGCGACCGUUUCUGUCCCAGAGCAGCGACAGCAAUCGCAUGUCCAUUAGUUCGGACACGGAGAUUCCUCCCCUUCACAACUACCCAUCGGCGGGUUGUCCGAACCCCUCCAUUAGCGAGGAGGAUGAGGUGUAUCCACCCACACCCCCAUGCCGGACUGUCAGCCUCGGUGACCCGGGGGAUGCUAGUCAGUGGGCUGAAACCCGCAAGCCCAAAGUGGCGAAGGAGGACAAGGGAACCUUAAAGACGGUGGCGGUCAGCACGGAUGCUUCGGGACUGACGUAUGACUCUGUCAAGUACACCCUGGUGGUGGAUGAGCAUGCUAAGCUCGAGCUAGUGAGCAUCAAGGAUUGUUACAAAGGUUACGAAAGUGACAGUGACAAUACAGUCUACGAAUCUGCCAUCGACGAUGAUGAGGAGGAUCAGGAUGCGGACGAAGAGGAGGAAGAGUCGGGAGCGACGAGCAUGAGGAGAGACACUUCCUGUUUGUCUGCGGACUCCACCACAGACACCACCUCAGACAUGCCCCGUUCCCGCAAGUUCAAGAAUGUCUUUGUGAAUGGACGGUCACGUUUCUCUGGGGCGGAGUUUGGAUUCUUCUCCUGUGUUAUUAAUGGAGAGGAAAGAGAACAGAGCCACAGAGCAGUGUUCAGGUUUAUUCCUCGCCAUGAUGAUGAGUUGGAGUUGGAGGCGGAUGACCCCUUACUGGUCGAGUUUCAGGCCGAGGAUCUGUGGUGUGAGGGCUACAACAUGCGCACUGGAUCCAGAGGCAUCUUUCCUGCAUUCUACGCCGUCAAGGUGACAAAGGAUGAACUUGUUAAAGAGGUCAAAAGUGACUGGAUGGACAAAUUCUGGGUGAAAUUCCUUGGUUCUGUUCAAGUGCCGUAUCACAAAGGGAACGAUGUGCUUUGUGCCGCCAUGCACAAGAUAGCAUCAAACAGAAGAAAAACAAUGCAGUUCAGCCCCCCUUCGCCUUGCAUUCUGGAAAUCAACACAAGAGGAGUGAAAAUCAUCGUUCAGGAUGACUGUCGGACUUCUGGAAGGGGUGAGAAGUGCUUUCACUUUUUCCAAUUGAAAAACAUCUCCUUCUGCGGAUGCCAUCCAAAGAAUAACAAGUAUUUUGGACUAAUAACGAAACAUCCAGCAUACCAGAGAUUUGCCUGUCACGUGUUCUUCUCAGAUGAUACAACCACAAAACUGGCUGAAUCUGUAGGGAAAGCUUUUCAGCAAUUCUACAAAGAAAAUAUGGAAUAUUCCUGUCCGACAGAAGACAUCUUCCUCGAAUGACCUUCGGUCUAUUUGUAUUUUUGCAUUAUCACAUACUAUAUGAGGUGUUGCAUGAUGGUGGUUUUGAUCCUCUUUGUAACGUGUCAUGUUGAUGAUAUAAUGUUGACGUCUGUUUCAGACAAAUGUUAAAAUCGAAACAAAUAUCGGCCACACCGCAACUACUUUCACCUCGUACAUCUUGAGUAUUAUUGACUGGUGUAAAGCCUUACGAAGUUUAAUAACUAAAAAAAUGUUCGAUGUAACUUGUAAAAAUCAUUUCUGUGCGAAGUUUGGUUUCAUUUGAAUUAAUUCGAAGCACAAUGUUUGAUGCAUUAAUGAUGGAUGAAACAACACAAGACAGAAAAGAGAUCAUAAAGCUAGACUGGAUCCAAAAUCAAGUUUUUCUCAGAAACCAAAGCUUUACUGGGGCUCGUCCUUCUUCACUCAGAACGGAUGUGAGCCAUGGAAUUGAAUUCAGCCCAGUUUGUCCAUCUGGUGUCCCUGACCCGCUUUGCACCACAGGUUAAGACCACUUUCCAACAUUUACAACAUCGUAUUAGCCACUCUUUGAACCCAAGGUUAUGAAUCCCUGAUCCAGAGCAUUAAAGUGCAGUCACAUUUAUCGUUGUGUAUGGAAUUGACAUAGUCGAAAUCAAUACAGUAGGAAUCCUAAGGAAAGCUACUUGAUUUCAAUUCACACAGAGCGCGUUAUUGGGCGUAAAAAAUGUCAGUGGAAUGAAAAAAAAAAGCAAGGUCUAGAGACGCGUUGCCUGACUGCCACAUUUUUAGAGAGCGCAAAAGACGCGAGAUGCGACCGUAAAGGUCAAACACGAUCGACUCUAGGGGAUUGUUCACACAGAUUGUGUAUUUGCUCUGAAAAAUGAGAGAGUAAGGUCAGUGGAACAAAAAGCGUAAGGUCUAGAGACCCAUUUUUUAAAAGCUGACAAACUUUUAACUUGAGCGCCAUGUUUUUAAAUGCCGUGUCUACACCGCAGUACAACGUGAUGCGAAAAAGCAAAUAGGAUCCAUUAUAAUCAGUGAUGCUGUCUACAGUGGAUGCGUCGCGACAGUAAACUGAUGCCCGGUUCUAUUUCUGAUGUACUCUAUGGGUUUGCGCUACUUCUGAUAUGAAGGACAACUGGAUUUGCAAUGGUUGCUUUGUCGCGUCCAGUAUGGACUGCUUCUAGCUGGCAACGGUUGCAUGUCAUGUCAUGUGCAAGACGCAAAUGCAAUGGUUAACAACAUCCGUCUAGCGGUUUUACUUUGAAAAACAAUGGUAAAGUAGUGCAGUGGAAUGGAAAAAAAGGUAUUCUGUGUGAACGACCCCUAGAGCACCUAGAAUUCCAUUCCACAUUUUUCCCUUGUCCAUUCCACAGAGCUACUUUUUCCAUUGUUUUCCUGUGUUUACGGCCCAAUGCCACAAUUUCAAGUGUUCUUGGUUCAAUUGGGUACUUGCUGUCAUUUAUCUGCGCACUACAAAGUCUCACAAAUACAAUACAGCAUCCAUGCUUAAUUCUGUGAAUGCUUUUUCUUUUUGGUUCUCGUAUUCAAUGUUCAUGUGUGCUUAGAUUCCCAUAUGUUGCUCUGUUAAACAGAGCAUAGUCUGGGCCUUUUUGCAUUCUGGUUCAAUCUCAGAAUCCCUGGCAUAUGUAGCUGUGAAAACCAAAUAAUUUUAUUUUCUUUUUACAUAUUAUAUUAGAUAUCCUAUUUAUAACUAUACAAAAUGGAAAGAUCUUAAAGUAUAUAUUAUUCUGGCACCUGAAAUAUAUAUAAGGAGAGGAUGCAACACUGUCAUAAUGACAGAAAGGCCUGUAUAAAUGGUGCUGAGGAAUACUGCUGCCUGGUAGUGAAAAGUUUGUGCUUGCUCAUUUUUUGUUUUCCUGAUACAAAAAAGGAAAGGUUUUAAAGCCAAGGCCUAAAAUGGACCCAUCUUCACCAGUCCUUUCAAAAUGGCACAUCCUCACAGCAUGCGCUUACCUAAUAUGCAAUAUUCACAAAAUGAGCAGUCUUAAUUGAAUAAUCUGCAGAAAUGGUGUUCUGUAGAACAGUUUCUCACUGUGCGUGAAGAUAUUUUGCUUGGUACGGCCAUUUUGAAAGGUGGUAUUCAGUUAUUAGGACCAUUUGUGUCUGCAAAAAAUAUUUGCGAAUCGAUCCUGCAAAAUCACAAGUUGUGCCUAUUUCAUCUGUUAUCACUGUACAUUUUUUUUUUUUUUUGAAUGAUCAUAACUGUUCUGUGGAAUCCAUAAAAUUAAAUCCUAUUUGUAAA
Molecule: messenger RNA, 4717 nt
Organism: Rhinichthys klamathensis goyatoka
Lineage: Eukaryota; Metazoa; Chordata; Actinopteri; Cypriniformes; Leuciscidae
Gene: mapk8ip1a
Product: mitogen-activated protein kinase 8 interacting protein 1a
Exons: 12
Coding region: 199-2472 (757 amino acids)
Biological process (GO): regulation of JNK cascade
Cellular component (GO): cytoplasm
Molecular function (GO): protein binding
Source: RefSeq, a predicted model, not a curated record